AUGAAUUACGCUGCAGCAGUCGAUAGUAAAGAGCAAAAUGAGAAGCUGAGCCCACCGAGUUCGCCGAAGCAGGACGUCAAUGAAGUAUCAGUCUACGAUGUUCUGCCGAGAAGUCUGCGAGACGUCGCUGAACAACAGCUUGAUGGAUUUAGCAAUCCGGAAAUCCGUCGGUUGGACAGGGAAAUUAACGGUAUGGCUUAA
This is a messenger RNA of Cooperia oncophora, 201 nucleotides long. The record is from the annotation of a GenBank genome assembly. NCBI's taxonomy places the organism in Eukaryota, Metazoa, Nematoda, Chromadorea, Rhabditida, Trichostrongylidae.